UGAUCCAAAUUAACCCCCACUUCAUUUCGUCGGUUUCCUUUUCAUUUCUUUCUCUCUCUUGCGCGCGGUGUUCAACCUUUUGCUCUUCUUCCCAAGCUUCCCAUAGCCGACUACAGUCUCAAGUUUUCUUCAGUUUCAGAUCUCUCUCCCCCACACAAUCCCCAGUUGCAUGGGCAUCCGCCAUCAGAUCGUAAAUCCUCGCUUCGUUUUUCAUUGCCCUCACAGUUUCAAAUUCCGGAACUAGAUCUCUGCUUUUUGGGCCCUCAAAAGAAGAGACCAUUCGACUCUUUUGAGGGAUGUUUGGUCAUGGGGUUUCUGAUUUCAGCUCUGAUCUGCAUUUAGUUGCCAUGUAAUAUGGAUUUCAGAUUGAACUUGGAGGGGCCUGUGGUGAGAAAUUGUUCUUCGUGGCGAUUGUGUGAAUUUGACGGUACUUGAUUUUUGAAUGUGUGGAGUGAAUUGGGUCUGGGUUUUUGGUCGUCAGGGGUGAAUACGGUUUUGAAGGUCUGGAAGAAAACAUGUUCUGGAAGGACCGUGAUAGGGAGAACAAAGAACUGAAUGGGGCGCCACUCUGUGGCCAGGUUCGAGUGCUUGUGGUUGGUGAUUCAGGUGUGGGGAAAACUUCUCUUGUUCAUCUAAUUGUAAACGGUUCUUCCACUUCUUGCCCUUCUCAAACUAUUGGUUGUACAGUUGGUGUUAAGCAUAUCACUUAUGGAAAUGCUGGUAGCUCAUCAAGUAGUAUAAAAGGUGAUGCCGAGAGAGAUUUCUUUGUUGAACUUUGGGAUGUGUCAGGCCAUGAGCGCUACAAAGACUGCCGCUCUCUCUUCUAUUCUCAGAUUAAUGGUGUCAUUUUUGUUCAUGAUCUUUCCCAGAGGAGGACAAAAUCAAGCCUACAGAAGUGGGCAGUAGAAAUUGCAACAAUUGGGACAUUUUCAGCUCCCCUAGGAUCUGGAGGCCCUGGUGGCCUUCCUGUGCCUUAUAUUGUUAUUGGUAACAAAGUGGAUAUUGCUGCUAAAGAUGGUGCAAGAGGAAGUAGCGGUAAUCUAGUUGAUGUUGCUCGCCAAUGGGUUGAGAAGCAGGGUCUGCUUCCCUUUAGUGAGGAAAUUCCAUUAACUGAAAGUUUUCCUGGCAGCGGAGGACUUCUUGCUGCUGCCAAAGAAGCGAGAUAUGACAAGGAAGCUGUGACGAAAUUUUUUCGCUCGCUCAUCCGAAGAAGAUAUUUCUCAGAUAGUUUACCUGCACCGAACACUUGGUCAAUUUCUCCAGUUUCAAAUUCUGUACAGCGUCUUGACGAGGGUGUCAGUGACGACGACCAGUCAUACAGCCAUGGAAGUAUAAUCAGCGAAACAUACAAGUACAACGUGCUUCCCUCACUCCCAGCACAGCGCAAUCUUACUCCGCCUCCGACGCUUUAUCCCCAGCAGCCAUUUUCGGUCUCUGAAAACUACAGCCUUCCAAAAUUUGCUCUUUCAGCCUCCCAGGAGAUGAACAAUUCUACCAGAUCGAAGCGCUCGGAUAUAAACGUAUGAUCGAUCAACGACAAGCUCGGGUGAUGGAAAUGGCUGUGGCACAGUAUAAAUAUACCUGUAUGGGUUGUUUGCAGUUUGGAGGAUAUAAAAUCAGUUCAUUAAUUCUUUCAUGGCUUCAGGGUUAAGUCUCUGUUAGUGGUGCUUGAUUCACAGUAUGUUGAAUGAAUAUGCUAUAAAACAAACUACAGCCCAUUCUUUCCAAUCAAAACUGUUUUUUCACUUCCA
Messenger RNA from Momordica charantia (bitter melon), 1751 nucleotides. Its product is annotated as Ras-related small GTP-binding family protein. Lineage: Eukaryota; Viridiplantae; Streptophyta; Magnoliopsida; Cucurbitales; Cucurbitaceae. The record is from RefSeq and is a predicted model, not a curated record.